ACGGGCGGGAGCAAGGCCGUUAAGUGCAUCGCGAUGCUGACGGGUCGUGAGCUGAAACCACGUCAAGCGCCGGGUGAGGGUGUAAUGCGGCUAGGGGGCGGACUCGCGGGCGCGAUGGGUCUUGACAUUGUCGAUGCGGCGGGCAGCGCUGAUGGGGCUGUGACGCUGGUGACGUUCGGGCAUCCAGCACAGGACGCGACCGAGAGGCGGGGCCGGUAGUGAUUGGCAGAGGGCGGCGAUUGGCACGGGUUCGCGUUCCGCAGAGGGCGCAGAGAGGGUCCUCGGGGGCAGAUCGAGGGCACAGUGUCCAUCGCGGACAGCGGCCGCGAAAGGGUCCAGCGGCGGCGAUGACAUCAGGGCGUGCGCGGCGGGAGGACAGGUGGCCGGUGCCUCGUCUGUACGGCAGCAGGGAGCAGCAGCAGCAGGAGCAGCAGGAGCAGCAGGAGCAGCAGGGCAGCGCAAUCUCGAUCGCAGGCAGGGCCGGCAAAGGUUUGCAAGCAGCGCGACGGAGCAUCGGCGAUGCGAGUUGGGCCAGGCGAUGCGGGCUAGACAGGCGAUGGGCAACGGGCGGGCUUGGCGAUGGCAGGGAUGCGCCGAUCGCAGCGGCCGCGUCCAUCAACCUCAAGAUCGUGCUGCGCGGACAGCUCGCGAUGGGGCCCCGUAUGGCCGCCGUCUGGGCGCCCGCCGGCCCUCGCCCACUGCUGCGACCACGCACCACGCACUCACGCCCACGAACCCUCGACGACGCCGACGCAUCCGCGACCACCAGCCAGCCUGUGUGUUCUGCCAGCCAGCCAGCCUGCGUGUUCUGCCAGCCAGCCAGCCUGUUCGACACCCGCCUCUGCUACACACAUACGCCCACGUCUGCACUGCUCUGUCGCUCUGCCUGCGCACCGCCCGCCCCGAUGAGCCCAGGGCUCGCCCUGCCCGCCAUCCCCGCCGCCCCCGCCGUCCGCACCACUCUCGCCGCCGACGCAUAGCCCGCCGCACGCAUACCUCACUCGCCGCGCAUACCUUACGCACACCUCGCGCACACCUCACUCACACCUCCCGCGCCAUGGACGCCCGCGGCCCCGUCCCUGCGGCCGCCGCCCACCC
This is a messenger RNA of Boeremia exigua, 1098 nucleotides long. RefSeq lists its product as uncharacterized. The transcript has a single exon. Bases 348 to 980 code for a protein of 210 amino acids. The record is from RefSeq and is a predicted model, not a curated record. Lineage: Eukaryota; Fungi; Ascomycota; Dothideomycetes; Pleosporales; Didymellaceae.